CACUACUAACUUUCUUGUUUAUUUCUCCUCUUGCUAUCGUUUAUUUAUAUUGUAUUUCAUCUAGUAAAUUUAGUGACUUGAUUCUGGGAUUUUUUAUCAAGAACAUCCUUAAAAAUUGAUUAUUGUCAGUGUUGAAUUUUUUACUUUAAUCUCCUAAGUUGCAUCUUACGCAGAGAAUUAGAGAUGGGUUUUUGAGGGUGUCAAGGAUAAAGCACCGUUAAACUGUAUAGAGGUUUUUGACGUCAGGGUUUUAGGGAAAAAAAAUGUCAGAAACAGCUGAAUCUUCAGCUCCACUAUUGAAAAUGGUAGAGCUAGAAGGGAAAGGGAGGGCUCUUGUGGCUUCUGUGCCAUUAAGGGCUGGUCAAGUUGUCCUCAGCGAUUCCCCUAUUUUACUCUACUCUGCUCUUCCUUUGCUAGUAGCACCUCACGACGCUCAGCAAAAUCAUAACUUUGAGUAUUGUUCCCAGUGUUUCAGAUUAGUUGCCAAAGAACAGCCUUCUUCGUCUUGUCGUUGCCCUAGUUGUUCUUUGUCAAUCUUCUGUAGUCAAAACUGCCAAUCACUUGCUUUGUCAUCUUCCCAUACCCCUUGGGUCUGCCAAGCCCUCAAACAAUUUGGAGAGGGCUCUUCGCCACUUCUCCGGUGCCAGCCUGACAUCCAGGUUCAGGCCCGUUUUCUUGUUGUGGCCUACAACUUAGCAAUGUUCUGCCCUUCGAGUUUUCAGACCCUUUUAUCCCUCCAAGGUGAUCCAUCUACAUUUAUGAGCUCACCUGAGGCUAAGGACUCUGUGUUCUUUCUCCAUUCCCUUGUUUCGUCUCUCCCUUCAGGACCGGUUAAUCUAAGUACUUUUGGUUUGUCAUUCUCUGUGGAACUGACAGCUGCUCUGCUGGCCAAGGACAAGCUUAAUGCAUUUGGUUUGAUGGAACCCUUUGCCCCUGAUAAAGAAAGGUCUGUUAGGGCCUAUGGUAUCUACCCGAGAACGUCUUUCUUUAAUCAUGAUUGCCUCCCAAAUGCCUGCAGGUUCGAUUAUGUCGAUGCUGCCACUGCUGAUGGCAGAAACCUUGACAUGACUGUUAGAGUUAUUCAUGAUGUUCCAUGUGGCCGGGAGAUUUCCUUGAGUUACUUCCCUGUGAACUUGAAAUACUCUGAAAGGCAAAAGAGGCUCAAGGAAGACUACGGUUUCACUUGUGAUUGUGAUCGGUGCAGGGUUGAGGCUAAUUGGUCUGACCAAGAAGAUGAGGAGUUGGAUGAAGACAACCUCGGUGAUAAUGAGGGGGCUGCCAUGGAUGAGGACGACGACGACGAAGAAAUGGUGGCUGAGGAUGGCGGCAGUGUGGGUCAAGACGAGAGCUAUUUUCCUCACGCAUAUUUCUUUCUGCAAUAUAUGUGUAAUAAAGACAACUGCUGGGGCACAUUGGCUCCCCUGCCCCCUUCUGACUCUAGUACAUCUACUGUAAUGGAAUGCAAUGUUUGCGGAAGCUUGCAUCAAUCUAAAGAAGUUUUAGAUGGCAAUGUGGCUGAACAAUGAUUCUGAGUGCUGCUUUGCCAUCAUUCCAUCUUUAGCCACUUAUUGAUCUUCAUUCAAUUCUCGUGCUGCUCUUCUCUGCUAUUGUAUUAGACACCACACCAAGUGGAAGUUGAUGUUUCCUUGAGUGAUUACUGCUUCUUUGUCUAUGCCAUGAGUUGUGAUGUCUAUUAAAUAUUCAAUAUUGUGAUGGCUUCAGAAUUCUGGAGGCAUGCUUUGCCUUACAAA
Coffea arabica (coffee) is the source of this 1751-nucleotide messenger RNA. RefSeq names its product histone-lysine N-methyltransferase ASHR2-like. The record is from RefSeq and is a predicted model, not a curated record. Gene Ontology annotation, molecular function: protein binding. NCBI's taxonomy places the organism in Eukaryota, Viridiplantae, Streptophyta, Magnoliopsida, Gentianales, Rubiaceae.